CUUCUCCCGUUUCAGUGUGGCAUCAUCCUGGGAGCUCUGCUGCUGGUUUUCUGUUCUUGGAUGACUCAUCAAUCCUGCAUGUUCCUGGUGAAAUCGGCCAAUCUCAGCAAGCGCAGGACCUACCCCGGCCUGGCAUUUCAUGCCUAUGGGAAAGCAGGAAAAAUGUUGGUGGAAACAAGCAUGAUUGGGCUGAUGCUGGGAACUUGCAUUGCUUUCUAUGUUGUCAUUGGUGAUUUGGGGUCCAACUUCUUUGCCCGGCUGCUUGGAUUUCAGGUGUCGGGCAGUUUCCGGAUAGUCCUGCUCUUCGCCGUCUCCCUGUGCAUCGUGCUUCCCCUGAGCCUCCAGAGGAACAUGAUGGCCUCCAUACAGUCCUUCAGUGCCAUGGCUCUGAUCUUCUACACCGUGUUCAUGUUCGUGAUCGUGCUGUCGUCCUUCAAGCACGGCCUCUUCAGCGGGCAGUGGCUGCAGCGCGUUAGUUACACCCGUUGGGAGGGUAUUUUCCGCUGCAUCCCCAUCUUCGGCAUGUCGUUCGCCUGUCAGUCUCAGGUCUUGCCUACCUAUGAUAGCUUGGAUGAGCCGUCUGUUAAAAUCAUGAGCUCCAUAUUUGCUUCUUCCCUAAACGUGGUCACCACCUUUUACAUCACGGUGGGCUUCUUUGGCUACGUGAGUUACACUGAAGCCAUUGCUGGGAACGUCCUCAUGAACUUCCCUUCCAACCUGGUGACGGAGAUGAUUCGAGUGGGAUUCAUGAUGUCGGUAGCUGUGGGGUUCCCGAUGAUGAUUCUGCCGUGCAGACAGGCGCUGAACACCCUUCUCUUUGAGCAGCAGCAAAAAGACGGCACCUUCGCUGCCGGGGGUUACAUGCCCCCGCUUCGGUUCAAGGCCCUGACGCUGGCUGUUGUGUUUGGAACCAUGGUAGGAGGCAUCAUGAUCCCGAACGUGGAAACGGUCCUGGGCCUGACAGGUGCUACCAUGGGAAGCCUCAUUUGUUUUAUCUGCCCGGCUCUUAUUUACAAGAAGAUCCACAAGAAUGCACUUUGUUCACAGAUUAUACUGUGGAUUGGCCUGGGAAUACUGGUUAUCAGCACAUACACCACCUUGUCUGCAACGGAGGACGCCCCUGCGAAGGCAGAAGUGGUGGGCUUGGAGCACCUGGACGGAGAGGAGAACAGAAUUGCCCAGGAUUCAGUCAAAAUCCCAG
Molecule: messenger RNA, 1201 nt
Organism: Leptosomus discolor (cuckoo roller)
Lineage: Eukaryota; Metazoa; Chordata; Aves; Leptosomiformes; Leptosomidae
Source: RefSeq, a predicted model, not a curated record